GGUGUGCCCUCGCUGGAAAAUUCUGGCCCAGGAUUCUCACUUGUGGCUCGACAAGAAGUACGUUGUCGGGUAUCUAGGACUGACGGUGUUCAGACUAUAUCAGAUCGAAGUUACAAAACGACUGAAGAGGAGGCCAUCGCAACAUUUUCCGCCGUGCCACAGCUGCGGACUGUGAUCCUGGACAAGGAUGUUUCACCCGGGGUCUUGGAGGCUCUGUCUGCCAGCUGUCCGCAUCUCACCACUCUGCAGGCGACUUAUCUGCAGGUGCUGACUUACUUGGAAGCAGACAACCUCUUUGCCGAGUGCAAAGAGAUCCGCACACUGACCAUUUCUGACAACAGUUUCGAUGUGGACGUGAGGUUCUUUGAUGCCUUGGCGCGGGUGGCAGACCUACGAGUGCUGCACCUAGGUGUUUAUCUUCCUCAGAAGACGUCAUUUCCACUGAACUUGUUAGCUGAUACCUGUCCCCAUUUGUGUGACUUAAAACUGGGGAGCUGUGGCAAUAUUUGCUACCAGAUUCGAGAUGCCGAGUAUUUUGUCAGUACCCACAGACACGUGCUCGAGCGCCUGAGUAUCAGUUGGAUGUCAGUCAAAGGAAGGUGUAUUGCCCCACUGCUGUCUGCGUGUGCUGAGACGCUGUGUCGCCUGGAGGUGUUCGACUGCAACGAGCGGACCGUCGAGGAGGCCACGGAUAUGUUCGCUACCCUGGGGCGAGUCCACAGCCUGCGGCAGCUCCUCUUACACGUCAGUGACUCGAAAGUCCGACACUUAAUUCCUGCUGUGUUUGAGAAUGGAGGAUUGCCGAAACUACAGCAGCUUUCACUCUCCUGCCUCAUUGCGGAUGAGACGACACGCGCCUUGGUGCCGCUCUGCCCAGACCUGCGAGAACUCGAGCUGGUGUCCUGCGAGGGGCAUACGGACGCUCUUUUUGAGCAGCUCUGCCGACUCGAAAAGCUGGAAAAACUGAAAAUCAAUUCUUGUAAAUGUCUCGGUGAAUACGCAAUGUCGCACAUAGCUAAACUGCCAGCACUGAACACUUUGGAGUUCAGGGACCUUAAAUUUGAUAAAUUAAAACCCAGUGUGGACUGCAUCCUCGAAAUAUCGGGGCUCCGCUGGCUUUACCUAUUCGAAAGUGACUGCUGGGCCAUACCGUUUGACAAGUUUCCCGGCAGACUGGUGAACCUGAGAGUGUUGGAGGUCGACUGCUGCGAAGGAGACCAGAUAGCACUGGACAGAAUUAGUGCCCAGAUGCCAGACCUGACAGUGGAGGGGUACCUUUGGGAACCAUUCCCCAGACAAUAUUCACAAAAUUGUUUUGUGUGACACCAUUUUCAGUUCACACACAGACACCACUCAAACUGGGUAGCUGUGGGACUGGCACUGUGCUGGAAGCUGCUCUCAUAUUCCACAGACCCUGACUUCCAAACUCAGACAAUGCCUCCACUCCUUUACUUCCUCAGCUUCAAAAGGGCAUCGGAUGCCCUAAAUAAGAAGACAGGAAACUGAAAAUGACCAACGGGACACAAGUGAAGGUUUUAGUAACAGCAUAUGUGAUGAGUGUCUCUAUUUUAUUGUAAACAAUUGUAUUUAAUUAUCAGUGAAUUGAGAGACUGCAUGUUAUUGAAAGUUCUGCUGAUGCAUAUAAAAGUUUGUUUCUUUUUACAGCAUAGUGAAAAGUGUGCGUUGUUUUUAAUAAUU
Molecule: messenger RNA, 1698 nt
Organism: Schistocerca piceifrons (Central American locust)
Lineage: Eukaryota; Metazoa; Arthropoda; Insecta; Orthoptera; Acrididae
Exons: 8
Coding region: 583-1323 (246 amino acids)
Source: RefSeq, a predicted model, not a curated record